Molecule: messenger RNA, 2504 nt
Organism: Eucalyptus grandis
Lineage: Eukaryota; Viridiplantae; Streptophyta; Magnoliopsida; Myrtales; Myrtaceae
Product: translation initiation factor eIF-2B subunit gamma
Biological process (GO): biosynthetic process; cytoplasmic translational initiation
Cellular component (GO): guanyl-nucleotide exchange factor complex; eukaryotic translation initiation factor 2B complex
Molecular function (GO): guanyl-nucleotide exchange factor activity; translation initiation factor activity
Source: RefSeq, a predicted model, not a curated record
AUUUAGGUGCAAAUAGCGAAGUUGCAAACUUCACAAUAUGCAUAUCCUUUAGUCUAAAGGAAAGCAAGUUGGAAGUACACGAUCCGAUGACAAGUACGGACAGCAACUUCACAAUAUCCAUGGAUUCCUAGGCAGUUUUUCGAUACUGACGACGACAAGACCAAAACUAAGAAGAAAGAGAAUCAUAGCUUCGAUGCGAUAGGAUUGUGCUCCGUCAUUCGUGGCCCCGGGAGGGAACUAGCUAAAACAAGAAUCGCUAGCAUCGAGAGCAACUUGAAGAGAGGACCAUCAUCAAUGACCCCGAGAAAGAUUGGCAGAAAUCAUCAUCUCGGGAACUAAUUAUAUGGAUCUUCUGUCGAGUGAGAUCGAAAGUGAUUGCUAUUGGCGAUCGGAUAAUGCCCAUAAGCACGUAACAAAAAGGAAGCAAAAUCCGAGGAAAAGGUGAAGCUUUUGGAGAUGCAGGGGAUCGAACCCUGUACCUCUCGCAUGCAAAGCGAGCGCUCUACCAUUUGAGCUACAUCCCCAGCUGCUCUACUUUCCCCAACAAGAUAAUAAUAUUGAUUCUAAACAAUAGACCUGUCUUUCUCCCUCACGCUCCAAAAUCAAAAGGAAAAAGAGUGAGAAAAAGAGCAGAAGGAUCAUUCACUUCAAUUCAAAGCCUUUCUCUCUCUCUCUCGCCCGCAUCAGCGGACCGACGGAGCCCUGCGAUUCGCCGCCGCCGCCGAUGGAUUUCCAAGUGGUGGUGUUGGCCGGCGGCUUCUCGAAGAAACUCGUCCCUCUCGUCUCUAAGGAGGUGCCGAAGGCGCUGCUUCCGGUGGCCAACCGCCCGGUCCUCUCCUACGUCUUGGAGCUCCUGGAGCAAAGUAACCUCAAGGAUCUCAUCGUCGUGAGUUGUCGAGGAGAAGAUGCGGCUUUCCUUGUUGGAGGCUGGAUAUCGGGCGCUUAUGUGGACCGUCUGCAUGUUGAGGUCGCUGCCGUACCUGAGGACAUCGGGACAGCUGGAGCCCUUCGAGCCAUUGCACAUCAUCUGACUGCAAAAGACAUCUUGGUCGUGAGUGGUGAUCUUGUUUCUGAUGUGCCUCCUGGAGCUGUGGCAGCUGCACAUAGACGACACAAUGCUGUGGUAACUGCAAUGCUUUGCUCUGCUCCUGUAAGUGGUCCUGCAGAUUCAGGAUCCUCUGGGGUAAAGGACAAAACCAAGAAAGCGGACGUUACACCUCAUAGGCUUGGACCGCUCAAAGCAGUUCUAUUAUACAUUGCCACAGGUUCAGCAUUUAUUUAAUAACGUCUUCGUAUUCAGAAGAGUAUACUUCGUGCAGUAGGGGAGAUGGAAAUCCGUGCUGAUCUCAUUGAUGCUCAUUUAUAUGCCUUCAAAAGGACUGUGCUGCAAGAGAUUCUAGAUCAGAAGGAUACAUUUCAAAGCCUAAAGGAGGAUUUAUUGCCUUAUCUCGUGCGGAGCCAGCUGAAAUCCGAAAUAUUAUUUAAUGGUGCACCGCAACCCGAAGAGAAUGCAAAUGAAAAGGUUGCUUCCCAGAACAACCAAGUAUUGCUGUCACAAAUUCUGUCUAAUUCAUCGAGGCCAAAUUUCCAUGAACUCCAUGAGUUAGGUUCAUAUGGUUCUGCCUCUUCUCGAAGAACGCAUAAAUGUUGUGUAUAUAUUGCCAGCAAAAGCAAGUAUUGUGCCCGCUUGAACUCCAUCCAAGCAUUUAGCGACAUCAAUCGAGAUGUCAUUGGAGAGGUAAAUCAUCUGUCAGGCUAUUCUUUCUCUGCUCAUAACAAUAUUAUCCAUCCUUCAGCGGAGUUGGGAUCUAAAACUACUGUGGGACCACAUUGUAUGCUUGGGGAAGGAUCUCAAAUGGGGGAUAAAUGUAGCGUAAAGCGAUCUGUUAUAGGCCGUCACUGCCGGAUAGGUUCCAAUGUCAAGAUUGUUAAUUCUAUUGUCAUGAACCAUGUUACGAUUGGAGAUGGUUGCUCGAUACAAGGGUCUGUAGUUUGCAGUAACGUACAGCUUCAAGAACGUGUUGUUUUGAAAGAUUGCCAGGUUGGAGCAGGCUUUGUUGUUAUUGCAGGCGGUGAGUAUAAGGAGAGUCCUUGGCUAAGAAGGAGAAAUGAGUAGAUGGUUACUUAUCAUCUAGGAAGAGAGCAAUUAGUAUUGAGGUACUUAACUGAGGUAUCUGGGUUUUCCAUGAUCCACAGGAGGGAAGAUUUCGUGUUGACUGCUGUGGUUGCAGUCAAUAUAGAGAGGGUUGUCAGUGGGGAUGAAAAUGCCCAUGUUUUGGGUCUAUUCUCGUGCUCGUUUGUUUCGCCUGUAUUAAUUCAUUGAAGUUUCCAAUGUGGUGCUACUGAAUUUUGCAGAAAAAUUCCGUUGAUUAGAGAAUAUCAAAAUAGAGUAAGAUCAGUUUUGUCAAAAUUUCUGACUAUCAAAGAUAAUCUGUUUGUAAGGCAACUGUGAAAAGUUUCUCAUGUGCAAUUGUUGGCAAUUUCUGUCAUCUGCCUUUUUGGAA